This is a messenger RNA of Hemibagrus wyckioides, 5355 nucleotides long. It is a transcript of the gene smarcd3b, whose product is annotated as SWI/SNF related, matrix associated, actin dependent regulator of chromatin, subfamily d, member 3b. The coding region runs from base 121 to 1686 and encodes 521 amino acids. Lineage: Eukaryota; Metazoa; Chordata; Actinopteri; Siluriformes; Bagridae. The record is from RefSeq and is a predicted model, not a curated record. Gene Ontology annotation, cellular component: SWI/SNF complex; nucleus. Gene Ontology annotation, biological process: regulation of transcription by RNA polymerase II. The transcript has 15 exons.
GAGGAGGUGAACGGAGGGUGAAGAGGAAGAGAGCUGAGGGAGAGAGGGAAAGACAAAAGAAAUAGGAGGAGAGACGGAGGAGAGGCAGAGCGAGGGAGCAGAGAGUGGAGCUGUAGGGAAAUGGCUUCGGAGGAGACGGCUGGAGGGGCACGCAAAGCCACCAAGAGCAAACUGUUCGAGUUCCUCGUCCAUGGAGUGCGUCCCGGUAUGCCAUCAGGACCCCGGAUGCCCCAUCAGGGGGCGCCAAUGGGUCCUCCAGGCCCACCAUAUGGAGGAAACUCCGCUGUUCGGCCUGGGCUCAACAACCCAACGAUGGAGGCCAACCGCAAACGUCCCGCCCCUUCACAACAACACAUCCAACAGCAGCAGCAGCAGCAACAACAGCAGCAAACAGUACAGAACAGAAACAGGAAGAAGCCGGUGGGAUUUCCUGGAGCCAGUGAGAUGCCAGGGAGACAGAUGGACAUGAGAGAGGCCCAAUCAGAUCCCACACUCGGAUCAAACACCAAGAGGAGGAAAAUGGCUGAUAAGAUUCUUCCACAAAGGAUUCGUGAGUUAGUCCCAGAGUCCCAGGCUUAUAUGGACCUGCUGGCCUUUGAGCGCAAACUGGACCAAACCAUAAUGCGCAAGCGGGUGGACAUUCAAGAAGCACUGAAACGACCCAUGAAGCAAAAGCGCAAACUGCGACUCUACAUCUCCAACACAUUCAACCCAGCCAAGCCUGACGCGGAGGACUCAGACGGAAGCAUUGCAUCCUGGGAGCUACGGGUGGAGGGAAAAUUACUUGACGAUCCAGGAAAAGUGAAAAGAAAGUUUUCAUCCUUCUUUAAGAGCCUGGUGAUUGAGCUGGAUAAAGAUCUAUACGGACCAGACAACCAUCUAGUGGAGCUGCUGAGCAGCGGGGCUCAGUGGCAUCGCACUCCCACCACUCAGGAGACUGACGGCUUCCAGGUGAAAAGGCCAGGCGAUGUCAAUGUACGCUGUACUCUGCUGUUAAUGCUGGAUUAUCAGCCUCCUCAGUUUAAGUUGGAUCCGCGGCUCGCUCGGCUGUUGGGUAUCCACACUCAGACCCGCUCGUGUAUCAUCCAGGCCCUGUGGCAGUACAUCAAAACCAACAAGCUGCAGGACUCCCACGACAAAGAGUAUAUCAACUGUGAUAAAUACUUUCAGCAGAUUUUUGACUGCCCUCGGCUGAAGUUCUCCGAGAUUCCUCAGCGCCUGACUAACCUGCUGCUUCCCCCUGACCCCAUCGUCAUAAACCACGUCAUCAGUGUGGACCCAAAUGAUCAGAAGAAAACAGCCUGCUAUGACAUAGAUGUCGAAGUGGAGGAUCCACUCAAAGCCCAGAUGAGUAACUUCCUGCUCUCGACAGCCAAUCAGCAGGAGAUUGCCUCUCUGGACAACAAAAUCCACGAGACUAUUGAGUCCAUCAACCAGCUGAAGAUUCAGAGAGACUUCAUGCUCAGUUUCUCCCGAGAUCCCAAGGGUUACAUCCAGGACUGGCUGAAAUCCCAGAGCAGAGAUCUCAAACUAAUGACGGACGUCGUUGGGAAUCCGGAGGAGGAAAGGAGGGCGGAGUUUUACUACCAGCCCUGGUCUCAAGAGGCAGUCAGUCGCUACUUCUACUGCAAGAUUCAACAGAGAAGGCAAGAGCUGGAACAAGCCCUGGCUAUGAGGAACACCUAGACCAAACCCAGACACCAGCUCCCAAUCUGACAACACUUCUACAGUCUGAGCCACACGAAUGUCCUCAUUAUUGCCACAUUGUUUUCUACACUCAGUGUGUGUGUAUUGGUACGUGUGUGUGGGUGUGUGUCUCCUCGUGUUUUAGUUGUCACUGUGACCCGAGGCCCAAUUACACGCAGCCGUUCCGAGGACCCCUUCUGUUUCUGUAUCAGCCAGUCACGGUGCUCUGCCUCCUAAUAUAUUUUACAUCGAGACGUCAAAUCACAAAUCGUUUCCUAAGUGGAAACGUGUCAUGUUUAGGCCAACAGGAUUUCUUUUGAUACGCGUUUUUCAACGGUUUAUCAGUAUUACUGUUUUGAUCAUUUUAGUUAUAUAUUUAAUUGGUUCCCUCUUAAUGUAGAGGUCUUCAGUAAGCUGCUGCUUAAUGGAGUCGAAUUCUUGGAUAUGUACAAAUGAUUUAACUAUCCAUAUUAGAAUCACAUACAGCAAACUCUAAAAAUUUUGUAUGGUGUGUGCUUAAGGUUAAGGAGGUACGAAGUGGAUGAGUAACUACAGGGAUGGACAAAUCAAGAGGUUAUAUUAGCUAGUCUGCCAGGCAGAGAUACGAGCUGGGUGUAGGAUAAGAGCUACAGAAAAUCGUGAAGUGAUUUAUUUACAUUUCUGGCAUUUGGUAUCCACAUAACUGUGUGAAAAAAAUAUCUGUCUUCCCUGCACACUAACUAGUAAUUAAGCAAAUUGUGAAACAACGAUAGUUAGGGUAUGCUAAAAUUGCAUCAUUGAAGCGCGUCUCACGGCCCUGAAGUGCAUUUUCAUUUUACGAAAGUCAGUCAGAAUUAAGUAGGAAUGAAAAAUUUGUCCAUCCCUGAUACGUCAGUUCUCACAAGUCCUGACUCAGUGUUCGUUCUGUAUUGACUGUGAAGCAUUAUUCUGUUGUAAAUCGAAUCCACUGGUCAAUAUUUAGAGUUUCACACCAUAUUCCACCUCUUUAUUCUAAUCUCUGCACAAUUACAGAGCAGUUCUCAGUCUGAUGUAGGUAGUUAAUGUAUAACAAUUUGUACAUGUGUACGAAUUACUCUGUUCUGCACACUAAAGCCACAAUACAAAGCGGAGACGCAAUACAAAGUGUAUUUUUUAUCAGUAUUUAUAAUGUGUGGAACCCAUGAAGGAUGAAAUGACAUUGUGUAAUAUGUGACCUGCUCCAUCGUUCAAGAUUUUCCAAACCUUUUUCGAAGAUUUCAGAGAUAUGACCUUGAGCUUUUAUUUUUUCCACUAAAAUGCAAUAUAUUCAGAUAUAAAGCAUCAUAAACCCCCCAGCUUGUUCGUUCAAGUUUCUCCAAAAUAAACAGAAGAAAGCAGGAGAGCGAUGUAAUGUGGAGCUGAUUAGCUUUUAUACAGCUUUUCCUCCAAAAGUAGUAAAUGCCCCUUUUUAAUGUUUAAGAGCUUCCCAUCUAUAUUUGUUGGUUGACAUUUACAACAGUAUUGGCACAGUCUAAAAGCGGAGACCUUAUUUAAAUCAUAACCAAAAAAAACCCAAAAAACAGACCAGAAGUGGGUUUAUAGAAGCACAUCGUUUCUACACAAACAGGCCAAACUCGAAACGAUGUGGAACAUGUCACAUAUGAUUAAAAUCAUGGGAUCAAGUUCUCGAAAAACAAACCCAUGCUGUUUUACUAGAGUCAAGUUUAUAUGAAGUAUAAUGAGCUACGCUGCUGGCCAGCAGUCCAUGUGUGAAAAUCUUGCUGCUUUCUCCAGCUGAAUCUUAACAUUUGAAUGAAGUUCGUCGAACAACAGCUACUACUUAAAGUAUUGAAAUUGGAAGUAUUUUUUUAAAACCCCGUCGUUUUGCGAGGUCUUUAACCUGCAAUGAAGGUUGGGUGAAAGUCCAGUAUCAAGCACAGUCAGAAAAAAAAAGGAAUUGGACACCUUUGCUUAAAUGCUUUAUUCAACAGACCACAGGUCAGGAUUGAAUGAACACUGACGCAUGAUUUUAUUGAGGGUUAUUUCUUGUGGGUCCAAAUCCUCUGUUUACUGUACAUGAAAUUAUUAACAGUACUGAUAUCGUAUUCUGUCUGUUUUACGGCUUUCAUGGUGGAUUUCUACCAGCGGUCUCAGCAGCUUAGGGUUAAGGUAUUUAUUACGUAAUUUCACAAUGAAGGGCACUGAGUGAACGCUGUAGAAACUGUUAUAUAUUAUGUUUAGUUUGUAGAUUAAAAAAGAAAAAGAAAGAAGAAAAAAAAACACCUCAGUCGAGUACCACAACUUUUCAAACUUUUGCACUAAGUUGUUAAUCACGAGUCAGUCAUUAAACACUGUUCGCUUAAUACAAGGGAACGAAAUGAAGGAAAAGUUGACCUGUGCUCAUUUUGCUAGUCGAUAUGUUGUGUACUGUAUCACUGGUGUAAUAUUGUCCUCGCUCCCCAGUGGCUGUGUGUGUUGGUUCCCAGCCCAGUUAGAGGGUUUUACAUCCAGGUAUAAAUGGAUCCAAACGCAUCUUCUCAUGGAAGAAGAUUUCACAGUUUCAGCGCAGCCUCGGUCAGAAACGAUCGCCGAGGGUCAGCAUACACUUUCUUAAAAGCCUAUGCAUGCUGCAUGGACAGAUUUUUAUACUUUCAUACACGGACGUUUAACACUCUUCAGACUGACGGAGGAAACCAGAAGAACACCGAUACUCACAGAGGGUCAAAAAAAAAGAAAAUGGACAAAUGAUGACCCCUUCUGGUCAGCUACUGUUUUUUUUGUUUUGUUUUUUUUUUAAUCUUCUGUAUUGCUGUUGUCUUGUCUUUAUAAAAGACUUAGUGAUUUUAGUAUGGAAAAAAAAAUAGCACACAACAGAUUUCUACCAAGAUUCAGCAUCCAGGUUCUGUGUAGUUCAUCAAGACUAGAGCGUCCCCUGCUGAAUCUCCUGAAUCACAGCAUCCACUGUAUCACAGACCACGCUACAUUUCAGCUGUUACAGCUUCGACACCGUGUGGAGCCUUAAUUGCCCACUAUUUUCUGUUUUCCUGCUGAUUUCUGCAGUUCACCUGGUGGAAUGAUGAAGCCACUACAGAUCCAGAGUCUAAAAAUCUGUCACUAAUGGUGUUAUUUUUUUAUCAGUUGUUCUAAACAAGUGCAACAUGUUCAUCUGAUUCCAUAUUUACCACAGAGAUGACACUGACAUUGCACUGCUAGGUUAAAACACCACCCAAAAAAGAUCCACCAAAUUAUGCAAAGAACAACGUAAGGCAUUAUUAGAUUUAUUUUCAUAGCUCAUGCAAUCCUUUGUCUGACUUUUAGAGCCUAAUGCACGAGUACGCUCAAGUUGUUCCUUUUACAUCGGCUUACUCCUGCAUGCGAAUCUUCACUCACGUCUCAAGUCAAUUUCCACCAGCUCUCGAUGCCAGCCGUGGCCUGUAUUUUAAGUCUGAUGUCAACACAGAGCAGUUUGUAUGCAAUGGAUGCACAUGAUGUAUUAACCGAGUGGUUUUCUAGUCGAUGUUAAUGAACUUUCUGUACACAUGCAGUAGGGUGACUAGGGUGUUUUUGAUGCUACACUAUGAUUACAUUUCUCACUCUUCCUGUUCUGCAUUUUUCUGUUGUUCCACUUUCAACCGAGAGAAAGUAGUAGAAGAAUCACAAGUGUGGAUGUAAAUAAAAAAAGCGCUUGCCAAAGUUUGUAAAAGAAACUGG